AUGUCCGACUCGGAGAUGGGUGCAACCGGGGACUCGGGCGAUGCUCCUUCGAUCGAUUUGAUGAAGUGGCACAACCAACCCAACUGGGUUGGGAACGUUAGGCCCGCUUUGCCGUCGAAAAACACCGCCGCCUCAAACAAUAUCGCGUCAUCUACGGAGGCCUUCACCUCUGCAAAUAGUAGCGCUGUGAACACGGUGCAAGAGAUUCCACCUUUUGCACAUGCGCCCGGGAAGCUCGGGCAACAGAAACGCGUUGAUAUACCCCCAAAAGUGACAUCCACCGCCCAACCCAGCCAGGAAACUCCGGCCGUUCCCGCGCCGACGGGUUUGCCAAGAUCGACGCCUCUGCCGCGGCUGGCCCCGAUCCAGCCAGCGCCACCAACCAUUACAUUACAGGAACUUGCCCCGGUGGUCUCUGGCACGCCCCAAGAUUUACUCGGCGUCCGAGAUGCCAGGGUCGUCACGUCUGCGUUCUCGGCCGGAUUCGAGCACGGCCUCACGAAUGCCGUGGAGCGGGUUUUCUCGUUUCUCGUCGAAGUGGCUGAAGCCCAGAGUACGAUUAACCCGACGUCCCUGAAGGAAGUGCUCUGCUUGUCGGAUGGAGACGCGGCGGACGCGAGCAAGAGUUCCGAAGUGCCUGGUCGCUGGGCCUCGGCGGUGAAGUCUUGCCUGAGGGAUCGAGGAGACGAGUUCGUGCGGAGCAACCAGAUCCCACUGAUUCAUCUGAAACAGGUGGUGACUAACAAUCCAGAUUUGUUUGGUGCCGGGCUGCUGCAACGGGUUCAACACAUUAACAGUAACGAUACCGCGCCCGCCCCUGCUCCCCCUCGUCCUCCGUACCUGCGCCCGCUCCCGCUCAAGCUCUCGCUCCGGCCUUGGUGCCAACCCCUGCUGUUCCACCACCCCAACCUGCAUCCUCCCCCUGCCAGCCGAGAAUGCCAGCGUACCCCUGCCGAGGAGCCCGUCGCGAAACCAAAGGGCCGGAAGACUGCUGCUGCCCCUCGGAGGAAACGUGCCGCGGACACCACGGCGGAACCUAGUCGUGGAAAAGGUUCACGAGGCGGGAAACGCGCCAGGACGGGUGGGAGGGCAGCGAAAACGGCCGCGGGCAAGGGCAAGGGUAAGGGCGGCGCAAGUGCACGUGGUGGUGGUUCCGCCAAUGCGGCUGCCACGGAGACAGUAGAUGAAGUGCCUGAGCCAGCACCAGCUCCCAUCGCUAGCUCUCCCAUCGUCGAUCCCAGCGUUCCGGCCUCCAGCCUGGACGACUCCCUUCUCAACAGCGGCAUGCCCCAGUUUACCCAAGUCCCACCUUAUCCCAACUCCGGUCAAGACCAACAGGUUGAACAGGCCGGUGGCUCGAUUAACGAUUGGCUCUCCAAUUCCAGCACGCAAGCACCACCCGGGCUCCCACUCGGCCAGGAUCCAUCGGUCAUAGCACAGGGCCCUCAUGGAAUGAACGCGGCCGACAUGCAGCUCGACGCAAACAACGCCCCUCUUUCAUUUCGCUGGCGGCGGCUGAGCAGCAGAGAGGAACCGAGGCUCAGUAGGAAGCGCCUCAAGUCUCUCACGGAAUGCCAAGCGCCGUCACCGGACCCCCAGAGUUAG
Parascedosporium putredinis is the source of this 1605-nucleotide messenger RNA. The record is from the annotation of a GenBank genome assembly. Lineage: Eukaryota; Fungi; Ascomycota; Sordariomycetes; Microascales; Microascaceae.